This is a messenger RNA of Closterium sp. Naga37s-1, 1632 nucleotides long. NCBI's taxonomy places the organism in Eukaryota, Viridiplantae, Streptophyta, Zygnematophyceae, Desmidiales, Closteriaceae. The record is from the annotation of a GenBank genome assembly.
AUGGCGGCGGCUGCGAAAGUGAUUCGCCCGAUAACGUUCGUGACGGGCAAUGCGAAGAAACUGGAGGAGGUGAAGGCGAUCUUCGGGUCGUCCAUCGCCCUGCGAAGCCGGAAGAUCGAUUUACCAGAGCUACAGGGCGAGCCGGAAGGCAUCUCCAAGGAGAAGGCCAGACUCGCUGCAGCUAAGGUAGACGGUCCAGUGCUUGUGGAGGACACGUGCCUCUGCUUCAAUGCUCUCAACGGCCUGCCAGGCCCAUACAUAAAGUGGUUUCUGGACAAGACCGGACAUGAAGGCCUGAACAACCUACUGGCAGCAUAUGAAGACAAGUCCGCCUAUGCCCUCUGCAUCUUCUCCCUCUGCCUGGGCCCCCAGCAUGAACCCCUCAGCUUUGCUGGACGGACAGAGGGCAAGAUAGUCCCUGCAAGAGGCCCUAAGGAUUUUGGCUGGGAUCCUGUGUUUCAACCUGAUGGUUUUGAGCAAACCGAGCAGCAGCGAAUGAGAAUUGUGGAGCAGCAAAGGGAUGAGGCGUUGGAGGGAGCGAGAGAAGCAGAAAUAGACGAGGCUCAGAAGCUAAUGGGGGAUCAGCUCAGAGAAAUUUCGGCGCUGAAAGGUCAGCUCAAGUCCUUCAAGGCUUCCUUUGAAGCUCAAGCUUUGCAGCUGAAGUCUGUGGAAGGCGAGCUGGCAGAUCAUACUGACAAGGUCAGCCAGACGAAAGAAGAGCUGAUGGCGGCUGAGGCUGAAAAUAGCCGUUUAUCGAUGGAGAGAAACGAGCUGAAGGAUGAGGUAGGUCGAUUGCAGGCAGAGAUUGUGGACCUGACUGCCUUGAAGACUGCUGGCGAGGAAAGGGAGAGGAAAAGCGAAGAGGUGAUUGAAGAUUUGCAGUCACGGUUUGUGGAGAUGGAGAGACAGAAGGAUGCGGCUGUGAAAGAGAUAGAGAAGGUGUUAGGAGCAGUGAUCUCAGAGGUCCAAGAAGAGAAGGAGAAAGUCGGCGUGGAGCUGGCAGAAUCUAGAAACAAGGCUGAAGAAUUGGGGAAGUGGGUAUCAGAGCUGAAAGCGAUGAUUCAGGAGAUGCAGUCAAAGAUUGAAGAGAUGCAGGGAGCUGCGAAUGUGCGGGGCGCUGAGAUCCAUGCCUUGAGAGAGCAAUUGCAGGCUGAAGAGCAAGAGGUGAAUGUCAAGGAGAAGCAGAUUGCAAAACUGACUGCUGACACUAAGACACUGAAUGAGUUGAUGACCAAGGCAAUGGAGAGCAGGCAAGGCAUGGAAUUUCACCUGGAGGCGAAGGGGAGGGAGGUGGAGGAAAUAAAAGGCGGAUUGAGGCAGGCGGAAGCGAAGGUUGCAGCGCUGGAGAGGGAACUGUCAUGGAAGGACGGGAGGCUCAAGGCCAUGGAUGAAGAUAAUCAAGCGAAGCAGAUGCAGGUGAAGCGAUUGGAGGGCCAAUUGGUAGAGGUGCAGCAACAGAUGGGGUUGAUGCUGCGUGAGAAGGAGGCUUGGAUGGGUCGGUUCUGGGCACUGGAGCAGGAGAAGACAUCAUUGGAUGCAGAAUUGUAUGAGCUGAGUCACCUGAUGCUGAUGAAGGAGAGGGAGGUGCAGGCAUUGCAAGCUGCUCAGGGCUACGGGCUGGAUUCUGACUGA